AUGCACUGGGGACCCCUGUGUCGAUUCCUGUGGCUUUGCCCCUGUCUGGCCUACCUUCAAGCCGUGCCCAUCCAUAGAGUCCGGGAUGACUCCAGAGCCCUCAUCAAGACAAUUGUCACCAGGAUCAAUGACAUCUCACACACGCAGUCAGUCUCCUCCUUACAGAGGAUCGCUGGUUUGGACUUCAUUCCUGGGCUCCAGCCUGUACUGAGUUUAUCCAAGAUGGACGAGACAUUGGCUGUCUACCAGCAGAUUCUCACCCGUCUGCCUCCCAGAAACGUGGUCCAAAUACUUAAUGACCUGGAGAACCUCCGGGACCUUCUCUACCUACUGGCUGUCUCCAAGGGCUGCCCCUUCCCUCAUUCCAGUGGCCUGAAGACCUUGGAGAGCCUGGAUGGUGUCCUGGAAGCCUCACGCUACUCCAUGGAGGUGGUGACCCUGAGCAGGCUGCAGGCAUCCCUGCAGGACAUGUUGCAGCAGCUGGACCUCGGCCCCAGGUGCUGA
This is a messenger RNA of Carlito syrichta (Philippine tarsier), 504 nucleotides long. Its product is annotated as leptin-like. The record is from RefSeq and is a predicted model, not a curated record. Gene Ontology annotation, cellular component: extracellular region. Bases 1 to 504 code for a protein of 167 amino acids. Lineage: Eukaryota; Metazoa; Chordata; Mammalia; Primates; Tarsiidae. Gene Ontology annotation, biological process: positive regulation of receptor signaling pathway via JAK-STAT; positive regulation of p38MAPK cascade; negative regulation of appetite by leptin-mediated signaling pathway. The transcript is spliced from 2 exons. Gene Ontology annotation, molecular function: hormone activity; peptide hormone receptor binding.